This is a messenger RNA of Coccinella septempunctata (seven-spotted ladybird), 671 nucleotides long. RefSeq lists its product as uncharacterized. The record is from RefSeq and is a predicted model, not a curated record. Lineage: Eukaryota; Metazoa; Arthropoda; Insecta; Coleoptera; Coccinellidae. The transcript has 2 exons. The coding region runs from base 185 to 610 and encodes 141 amino acids.
CUUCCUUAAACCGUUACAGGUAAUACCAGUUCAAAAAAUUCAAGACCGCAACGAAAAUUUGACGUGUUCGUUUGGUUGAACAGUAGGGUUGUGUUCACUAAUAAGCGAUUAUAUAUGUAUAUAUUAGGUUUCCAAUGGGUGAAGGAGCAGUUCCUCUUGCCACUUCACUGAUUGAACAUCAAAUAUGGUGCUGUUGAUCUCAGUUCUGUGCUCUCUUAUGAUAAUGAUACGGGAGGCGGAUGUCGCUCCAUCGUUCUCAAGACCUUAUCAAUAUGUGGAACCACUUCCUGGAUUAAUCCCUGUCUAUAUAAGGCCCGGAAACACUCCACUAAGGGACAUAAACCCAGAUCUGGCCAAGGCUUUCGAAAUAUAUGAACAAAAACACGGUAGAUUCGACUAUGGCCGAUCAACCAAAAACCAAGAAAUUCACAAAAUCGAUAUCGCUGAAGUCAAGCUACCAGAAGAAGAUAACGAUAUUGUUCCUCCAACAAAACGGAAGGAAACGGUAAUCAACCUGAAUGAACUGUCGUUGGGAGUACCCGUAGCUAUAGCAUUACCAGAUGAACCAAAAUUCAUACAUAUACAGAAAAUUCCUAGAAAAAAUCUUUAAUUGAGUAUUUUUUUUAUCAUUGUAAAUAGUGUAUUUAGAAUAAAAAUCGAUCUAUAACCCA